Messenger RNA from Papaver somniferum (opium poppy), 2029 nucleotides. RefSeq names its product beta-amylase 2, chloroplastic-like. The transcript is spliced from 8 exons. NCBI's taxonomy places the organism in Eukaryota, Viridiplantae, Streptophyta, Magnoliopsida, Ranunculales, Papaveraceae. Gene Ontology annotation, molecular function: beta-amylase activity. The coding region runs from base 58 to 1803 and encodes 581 amino acids. The record is from RefSeq and is a predicted model, not a curated record. Gene Ontology annotation, biological process: polysaccharide catabolic process.
CAACAAUCAUCAAAUCCUCUACUUCACUCCUUCAAACUCCAUUGAUUCUUCUUCACAAUGGGGGUAUUGUUAGUUGACCCAUUUUUACACUCCAUGGCAGCUCCUUCCUGUAAUUCUUCUUCUCCGAUGCUCAUAAAUCCUCCUGUAUUAUCAUCAUCAUCUCUAAUGUCUUUUAAACAAAAAAGCAAUACAUGGGCUAUUCAAAAUUCAAUGGAUCAUCACUGUUCAAGUAACAUAAUGAGGAGGAUUAGUACUUAUAGAGUGCAAAAUGCAACACCAUGGCCAAUUCCUAUAUCUGAUGAGUAUCACCAUUGGGAUGGGUUUCGGGGUAGUACUAGUAUUGCUGCUGCAUUACUGGUAGGAGAUCGUGCAGGAGAAAAAACGCUAAACAAUGAGAUAAGAGAUUUGCAGCUAAAGUUUGGAGAGCGUGAUUUCGGCGGAAGCCCAAAGGUUCCGGUUUACGUCAUGCUGCCGUUGGGUGUCAUCAACAUGAAGUCGGAACUGGUUGAUCCAGAUGCAUUAGUGAAGCACUUGAAAAUCUUGAAAUCCAUUAAUGUCGAUGGUGUUAUGGUUGAUUGUUGGUGGGGGAUCGUAGAAGGGCGUCGUCCACAAGAUUAUAACUGGAGUGGUUAUAAAAGACUGUUUAAGCUUGUGCGUCGACUCAAGCUGAAGUUGCAAGUUGUAAUGUCAUUUCAUGAAUGUGGAGGCAAUGUUGGUGAUAAUGUGACUAUUCCAUUGCCUGGUUGGGUAAAAGAAAUUGGCAAUAAAAAUCCUGACAUUUAUUUUACUGAUAAAGAGGGACGCCGAACUUAUGAAUGCCUCUCUUGGGGGAUUGACAAGGAAAGGGUCUUGAAAGGCCGAACUGCAGUUGAGGUGUAUUUUGACUAUAUGAGAAGCUUUCGAGUAGAAUUCGAUGAAUUCUUUGAGCAAAGAGUCAUCACUGAGAUUGAAAUUGGUUUAGGCCCCUGUGGAGAGCUGCGCUAUCCGUCUUAUCCUAUAAAGCAUGGAUGGAAGUAUCCUGGCAUUGGUGAAUUUCAGUGCUAUGACCGGUAUUUGAUGAAGAGUUUGACAAAUGCGGCAAAUGAAAGGGGUCACUCUUUUUGGGGUAAUGGACCUAAAAAUGCUGGGUGUUAUACUUCAAAACCCCAUGAGACUGGAUUCUUUUGUAACGGAGGUGAUUUCGAUAGUCAUUAUGGGAGAUUCUUCUUGAAUUGGUACUCGCAAGUUCUGAUUGAUCAUGCCGACCGUGUACUUUCUCUUGCCAAUUUGGCUUUUGAAGGCAUCUCUAUUGCUGCAAAGCUAUCAGGUGUUCACUGGUGGUAUAAAACAGCUAGUCAUGCUGCUGAAUUGACUGCUGGGUUUUAUAAUCCAAGCAACCGCGAUGGCUAUGCUGCGAUAGCUGCGAUACUAAAGAAGCAUAACGUUUCUCUAAACUUCACAUGCGUUGAGCUGAGAACUUUACACCAGGAGGAAGGCCAUCCAGAGGCAAUGGCAGAUCCAGAAGGUUUGGUCUGGCAGGUGUGCAAUGCUGCCUGGGAUGUUGGUGUACCAGUGGCUAGCGAGAAUGCCCUUCCUUGCUAUGAUAAAGAUGGCUAUAACAAGAUAUUGGAAACGGCCAAACCCUCCAGUGAUCCAGAUGGAAGGCACUUGGUUGCGUUUACAUACCUUAGGCUCACACCACAACUGAUGGAGAACAAAAGAUUCGCCGAGUUUACAAACUUUGUUCAGAAAAUGCAUGGAGAAACAGUUCAAGAAAGCCGAAGCAACGUAAAGAAGAAGAUGGUUAUGCCAGGGAUCCAUUGACAAAAUCCUAUUCUGGCGCAGCAUACCCAGAGAACGAGUUACAGUUCCUCAGACUACGGAUGAUGAUUCUAGUUUCAUUUUCUUUCCUUUCAGAAAAGUUUUGUUCUUCUCUGCAAUGUAAUAACCAGAGCCAGGACUGGGGAUCCAUUAAGGCCUGAAAGGCAAUCCUGAUGGUUGAAAGAAUAACAGAAUGGCCUGAAAGGCAAUCCUGAUUCAUGUUUCUUUU